This is a messenger RNA of Misgurnus anguillicaudatus (oriental weatherfish), 2288 nucleotides long. RefSeq lists its product as uncharacterized. Gene Ontology annotation, cellular component: nucleus. The record is from RefSeq and is a predicted model, not a curated record. NCBI's taxonomy places the organism in Eukaryota, Metazoa, Chordata, Actinopteri, Cypriniformes, Cobitidae. Gene Ontology annotation, biological process: regulation of transcription by RNA polymerase II. Gene Ontology annotation, molecular function: RNA polymerase II cis-regulatory region sequence-specific DNA binding; DNA-binding transcription factor activity, RNA polymerase II-specific.
CGCUCGUCAGUCAGUUGAUGGAAGAUUGAGGUGUCUGUUUGUGUUUGAGUUCAUCUAUAAAUACUGUGAAGAAGUCAAACAAGCAGCUGCUGUCACAACACAUUCAACUACUCUACUAUUCUGAUCCACUGUUGUAAUGAUGGAGUGUGUUAAAGAAGAGACUGAUCCUGAAUCAUUCACAAUAACACCUCAACAUACUCAACAACAAAGAGACUUUGUGAAUGAGGAAGAUCAAGAACACAAUGAAAUUAAAGACGAACGUCAGGACCACAAUUUUAUGACUGACAGCUGCUCAGAAACUGAUGAGAAUUCAUCUCAAGAAAGAGUUAAAGUCAAAAAUGUUUUUGAGUGCCAUCUUUGUGGUAAGACUUUCUCACAUAAAGGGUACCUAAGGUAUCACCUAAGGAUUCACACUGGUGACAGGCCUCACGCAUGCUCCCACUGUGAGAAGACUUUUAUCCAAAAAUGUGAACUUAGGGAUCACAUGAUGAUUCACACAGGUGAGAAGCCUUUUCCCUGUCCUCAGUGUGGUAAACGUUUCAUUAGCAAAGGAAGACUUAAUAUUCACUUAAAGACUCACAGUACUGAAAGGUCGUACAUCUGCCCUCAAUGUGGAAAGACUUACACGUGUAAAGGAUAUCUUCAGAAGCAUAUGACAACUCACAAUCAGACACAAAAGCCACAUAAGUCUUUUUUAUGCCCUCAGUGCGGAAAGAGUUUUUCACAAAAGGGAUCCUUUAAUACUCAUGUGAGAAGUCACACUAUUGAUGGGCCGUACACCUGCUCUCAUUGUGGAAAGUUUUUCUCAUGUAAAUCGCAUCUACAGAUUCACAUACGAGUUCACACUGGAGAGAAACCUUUCACGUGCCCUCAGUGUGAUAAGAGUUUUAAACAACAAGUACAGCUUCGGUAUCACAUACGAAUUCAUACAGGUGAGAAGCCUUUCUCGUGCCAUCUGUGUGAUAAGAGCUUUACACAAAAAGAUAAUCUUAAGUGUCACAUACGACUUCAUACAGGUGAGAGACCUUUUUCAUGUCAUCUGUGUGAUAAGAGUUUCCCACGUGCAAAAGACCUCAGAGUUCAUCUGCGCUAUCACUUAAAUGAUAGGCCGUUUAGCUGCGAUCAGUGCGAUAAGAAAUUUGUUACAGCAGCUUUGCUAAAAGAGCACCUUCAGAUUCAUUCAUAUGAUAGGCCGUAUUUGUGUUCUGUUUGUGGAAAGAGUUUUCUAUCACUCAAAAAAGUUAAAGUACACCAGAAGACACAUACAGGUGUGAAAAACCAUGUGUGCUCUGUGUGUGAUAAAGCCUUUCUGAGAGGCACAGACCUAAGGCGACACCAAAAGAUCCAUGAAGAAAAAUCCUGAAAGUGCUCACAUUGUUGAUAGAGUUUUAUUGAGUUUAGAAAGCUAUUAAAACACAAGUGACUGUAUAUCUCACAGAGAAAAGUGCUGUCCACAAAGAGUCUUUAGGUCCAAACCCAUUGUUACCCCUUUUCCAUCGGGAAUCGUAUGGUAUUAUGAAGAGUUUAGAUGCAAAAUCCGCUAAGUGCGUCUGCCGUGACUUCUUUUUUGUUUAAUUACUGUAGCUGCCAGUAUUUCUGAUUCGAUACUGCUGAAGUAUUUGAUGAACUUCUAGUACGCGUAAAGAGCAUUCGGUUACAAUAGUUAUCUAAUUUUUACUGUAGGUAAGGUAAGCAGCUUUUCAUCUGAACUCUUCAUAUAUUGUUAUUGACUUUCGAAGAGCACACAUCCAACACCCUCCUCUGACUAUCAACAGUACUGCUAGAGAUGUUAGCAACACCAAGUUUCUGGGUGUGCACAUAACAGAGGACCUCUUCUGGACUACCAACAUUGCAUUAUUGGCUAGGAAACACCAACAGCGCCUAUAUUUCAUCCCUAAACUGAGCCAGAGCCCCUGCACCCAUCAUGUGCUCAUUAUAUCGAGGCACCAUUGAAAGCAUCCUGACCACCUAGACCUACAUCACUGUGUGGUUUUAAAAUUGCACGAUUGCGGAUAUCCUGCGUAUUUUAGCUUGAUUAGAGCUGAAGCUAAACUCUGCAGGACAUCAGCACUCCAGUACCGACAUUGCCUACCCCUGCUGUAAGGGGAAAGAUCAAAUAUAUCCAUCCGUUGGCCCAACGGCGGUCUUUUCCGGUGCUUACAGAUGACAUUUUAACAUUAUGUAACUUAAAGGAUUAGUCCAUUUUCUUAAAAGAAAAAUCCAGAUAAUUUACUCGCCACCAUGUCAUCCAAAAUGUUGAUGUCUUUCUUUGUUCAGUCGAGAAGAAA